UCCGGAUUCAUUGGGACACAUUUCAACAGUCUUGACGGUAUCUCACAGCUCCAGCGGCAGGGAAACACACCCGUCAGCAGCGCGCAUUGGAGACAAAAAAAAAAAAAAAAAGCGCAUCACGGACAAAGGAAAUAUGGGUGCGCUGGAGAGGAUUCACCAUAGCCGGGUACCACAAUGGAUGAGCCGCUUCUGUUUCAUUUACCGGGAGACCAAUUAGCCCACCUUAAUGAGGUGCUGGGAUGCAAGAUACUGCAAGCUAAAAAGGCGGAAGGCUGCGUUUAAUCCGUCUGCGGAUCCUAUGAGCUUGCGAUGGCUGUGGCGGGGAUAUGCAACUGGAUAGGGAAUAAUGUGCCUUUUUAUUUUGUGAUAUUUUCCUUAUUUUGUGGCCUUUCUUUUGGACAGUUGCGAUAUUCUAUUACAGAAGAACUAGAAAAUGGGGCACUGGUCGGUGAUCUGGCGCAUGACUUGGGGAUGGAUAUUCGAAAGCUCUCCACCCGUAAAAUUAAGGUAACCUCCAACAGCGGGAAACGCUACGUGAUUGUCAACCCCAAAAAUGGGAAAUUACUUGUCAAUGAAAGGAUUGACAGGGAGGCACUGUGCGAUUUAUCCAGCACCUGCCUCAUUAAUCUGGAGGUGAUGGUCGAAAAUCCCAGUGAGAUGCACCACGUCGAGGUGGAGAUUGUGGAUGCCAAUGAUAAUGCGCCGCAGUUCCCCAGAGACGAGUACCAACUGGAAAUCACAGAAUCUGCUUUACCAGGGUCUCGUUACCCAAUUGAAAACGCUCAAGAUCCAGACAUUGGGUCAAAUUCAGUCCGUAUGUAUCAGCUUAGCACAAACGACCAUUUCGCGCUGGUAUCUAACAAACCCUCCCUCAAUACAAAGCACAUCGAGCUUGUGCUCAAAAAGCCCCUUGACCGUGAACAAACGCCUUACCACCAGUUAAUUUUAAGUGCUGUGGAUGGUGGGACACCUGAGAAGACAGGCACGGCUAAAAUCAACGUCCGGGUCUUGGACUCUAAUGACAAUAUUCCCACGUUCGACAACUCAGUGUACAAGGUGAAACUCUUGGAAAAUUCACCCAAAAACACCCUCGUCAUCAAACUGAACGCGACUGAUCUGGAUGAGGGCACAAACGCAGAGGUUUAUUACUCUUUCAGCAGCUACACUCCAGAGAGAGUGCGGCAGAUGUUCAGCAUGGACACCAACACAGGAGAAAUAAGAGUGAGGAACAAUGUUGACUAUGAAGAGACCAACUCCUAUGAGAUGUACAUCCAGGCGAUGGACAAGGGCCCUGGGGCUGUGGCCUCCUACUGUAAGGUAGUGGCGGAGGUGGUGGAUGUGAAUGACAACAUCCCUCAGAUAGUGUUGUCAUCUCUGUCGAGCCCCGUUAGGGAGGAUGCCCGUGCAGACACAGUCGUGGCCCUCAUUAGUGUUACUGAUCGAGACUCUGGCGCGAACAAGCAGGUGACCUUAGAGAUCCCAGCAGGCCUUCCUUUCAAGAUCAAGUCAUUUAGAAAUUACUACACUCUGGUCACCUCAGCCUUCUUGGACCGCGAGACCACUGAUGCCUACAAUGUCACUCUGAGUGCCACAGAUGGAGGAAACCCCCCACUUUCCUCCCAGAAGACCAUACAGGUGGAUGUGGCUGAUGUUAAUGACAACCCACCGCGAUUUGAACAGACUUCGUAUACCGUCUACGUGGCUGAGAACAAUGCCCCCGGGGCGUCUUUGUGUACUGUGAAAGCUCAAGAUGCGGACAUUAAAGAGAACGCACGCAUCACCUAUACAGUGCUCAAUGACAACAACCAUGGCAUCCCUGUCACCUCGUAUGUGUCUGUGAAGGCCGAUACAGGGGAGGCUUAUGCCCUGCGAGCCUUUGACUAUGAGUCACUGAGAGAGUUUCACUUCCAGGUCAAAGCCCAAGAUGGGGGCAUUCCCCCGCUCAGCCGCGUCGCCACUGUCUACAUCUACAUAAUGGAUCAGAAUGACCAUUCACCAUUAAUAGUAAACCCUCCCGGCAAUGGCACACGCUCGUUGGAAACGGUUCAAAAGAAUGCAGAGCCUGGUGCCUUGGUGACUAAAGUGGUGGCAUAUGAUGCAGACGCUGGUCCAAAUGCCUGGCUCGUGUACGUACUGGAGACAGCCACUGACCUGGACUUGUUCAAAGUGCACGAACACACCGGUGAAAUCAGGACCACUCGGAGGAUCCUGGAGGACAACUUCACCUCCUUUGCUCUUACCGUUGUAGUGAAGGACCAUGGGCAGCCUACCCUCUCCUCCACCGCCACCAUCAACGUAGCCGUCAUGGAAGUGCCACCCAAAGUGGCUCCCGACCCCAAGAGGAUCAUCCGACCUCACAGCACGCUGCUCUUCUCCAACGUGACCCUCUACUUGAUCGUAGCUUUGAGUGCCACCACCUUUGUUUUCCUGGUCACUGUUGUGGUGCUGGCUAUCGUACGCUGUCAUGCCUACUGCACCCAGCCUGGGUCCUGCUCCCCUUGCUGUGUGUCACAGAAGCCCCCUCCAGAUGGUGGGAGCAGCAGCGUGAGUGCUGGUGGGGCAGGCGGCGGUGGGGCCGCAGGACAACCUAAUAACAAUGUGGUGCUUCGGAGAGACCUCAAAGUGGAGCCUCAUUACAUCGAAGUGCGUGGGAAUGGCUCCCUCACAAAGACUUACUGCUACAAGACCUGCCUGACAGCCACCUCUGGCAGUGACACUUUCAUGUUCUACAACACAGGACGUCCCAUCAGUGGCACCUGGGGCAGUGGUGCUGACCGCUUCUUCACAAGUGGAAGUGGAUUUGUACGCAGACUGAGCAUGCCUGAUGCCUCACUGCAGCUCUGCCCAGAGCCAAAAGCCCCGAAUGCUGACUGGCGAUAUUCUGCGUCUUUGAGGGCAGGGGUGCAGAGUUCGGUCCACAUGGAGGAGUCCUCUGUGAUGCAGGGAGCACAGGGGAUGCUUGUCCAGAACUGGCCAACUGUGUCCAGUGCUGCAGAUGGAGAAGGGGGUGGAGAGCUAUCACCCCCAGUGGGCGCUGGAGUUAACAGCAACAGCUGGCACUUCAGAUAUGGUGCCCAACAAAGCUAUGGCCCUCCUCAAGCUCUGAAACCUGGAGAGAUUCCUCCUGAAGCCUUUAUCAUUCCCGGAUCCCCAGCCAUCAUUUCUAUCCGCCAUGACGCCGGCCCUGUGGAUGACAAAGGUGACUUCAUAAGCUUUGGCAAGAAGGAGGAGGCCAAGAAGAAGAAAAAGAAGAAGAAGGACAAGAAGGACAAGAAGGAUAAAGGAAAGGAUGACGGGGGGGACGAUUAGAGGAGAAGGGGUGACUUGAAAACAGAGCUACCAACAAACUACCAUCCCAAUUACAGAGCCAGAAAAAAAGCCAAAUGCAUAUUUUAGAACCGAGGGGGGCCUCCUUGCACGAUAUUUGCAUAGACACUGUACAGUGGGCAAACCCUCAUUAGACCAGGCCUGGCUUCCCAGACCAUGUGAACUUGCAAAAUAAACGUUUCUCUCUCCUUUCUUGGCUCAUUUAGCCGAUAACUUUAGCCUAUAAAGGUUCAUGGUAAACGAAUAGACAGACUUCAUUUAAAGGUUGGACCAAAUUAAUACAGAAAGGAUUUUAUUGGAUUAGAUUAGCCUUUCUGUGAUUUACUGCGCCCCCUGCCCCUCAGUUUGUAUAAUAAAAACAAAAACACCUGAAAAGGUGUACUAUUUGUAUCUGACCAUUGUCAGCUGAGGCUGCCUCUGUUGGCAUCUCUGUCUUUAUGCAGUCCCCUUCCUUUUUGGCUCACCUAGUUAGAGGUGAAAUUAAAGCCAAACUACAAAAAAAAAAUUAUAAUAAACAGGCUUUUGUCUUCAGCAUCAUGGAGGCCUUGUAGAAAUUCAGAAAAUGUGGUCUUUUGUAUAAAAAGAAAAACGCGAAAAAUGAAAAAGUAACAACAUACAGUAUAUGUACCAUGAGAUUAGCACCUUGAAGACAACGAGGUGACUGAGACAAGCAGGACCACACUCGAGUAAAUAGCUCUGUUUCAGUGUAACAUAGCACAUUGCAGAGGCUGAGGACCUGGACUGGGUUGCACCAACUAUGCGCAAGUUUGUUCCCAGGUUAGGGCAUAAAAUAGUGGCUCCAUCACUGCUAGUUAAUUUGCAAUCAGCAAGUUACGAAAUGCGAUUGUACCAUGGGUAGUAAGGGUGGAAUUCUACAGCUGUAGCUAUUUAUAACAUUUAGAUUUCAGAUGAGUAGCCAAUCAGUAAUAGACUUACCUGGCUGAUGGGUACAAACCAUAUGGAUUUGUAGUUGACUAGAUUGGGAUAAAAUUUACGAUUGGUAUAUAGAGUCCAUAUUUGACUCUUAAAGGACAGUACUAGUUUUUGCAUGUUUUAGUCCAUUCUCUACUAAUCUUAUCACAGAUGUGUUUGGGGAUUUUUUUUUCCCCCACCUUCAAGGCAGCCAUUGUUUUUACACGGAAAUAAAGAAUCGAAACAGUUUAGGAGUUUACGUCACAGUCAUGUUUGGCUAAAUAAAAAACAGAUUUAUGGGAUUAGUAAGAUUCUGCCUGGAAAAAAAACUGAAAAAUAUAAAAACUCAAUUGGAAAAUCGGUCAUCAGUAAUGUGUAAUUUGUAGACAAUGGGUGGAAACAUCCAAAAUUACUGCUAUAGUCCUUUAAGUUGCAAAAUGGCAUGGAAUUACUAAAGACAAAAAAAAUUCUAAUAAUAAUACACCGUGUGCGGAAAAAGAAAAAAAACAAAAAAGAAAGAAAAAAAAAUCCUGCUUUACUGUUAGUGAGUGCAGUCGUGUGACUUUGUAUCAUUUGCACCCGCUUUAUUGCUUGCUUAACUAUUUAGUUGUUACUUAAGGUUACGUAACAGAUUUUUGUGGUGCUUUCCGCUUGUGUUUUAGCAAAGCGUGAAUCGGGAUUAGUGGCUACUUCGGAUAUAACUAGGGAACCUACGUGCAGCUGUUGCAACCGGCCCCUGACCCUGUCUCAUCUCUUCGAAUAUGGCACAGGUCAAUGGGGUCUUUAAUCCCACUGUGUAUCAGCACACCCAGUCUGACAUACACAUUAUUGUACACAAACACUGACUCUCUCUGCCUCUUACUCACAUGUACACACAAGCAAACACACACGCUCUUUCUUGCUCUCAACACAAACACACCAAACUAUAAGAUUUCUAGAAACCCCAACUCUAAGACUUGAAGUGCCAUCCUUAAUCUGGGAGUGUAUUAUAUGGCUGGGACGCAGGAAAGUUGCUUGUUGCUUCAUUUCUGUUCAAGCCUGAUCCCUGUACUUCUGUCUUUGAAUGUUAAGUAGUUGUUCUUCAAGCCCUGCACCACUGCCUCGACUGCUUCAGUGCUUGUAGGAUUUGCUUGCCCUUUGCCUGUUUCCUCCCUCUAGUCCUGUUUCUUCAAAUCAAACAUGGUUGGACGACAUCUUUCAAGUCACUCUCCUUCGAUGAACUGUGCUGUUGUAACACAGUAACAUUUGUGUAUUUGCAUAUAAACACACAGAAUACACACAUACAGUUAGACACUUGUACAUAUUCUACAUGCACCAAACACACACACACACAAAACAGAUCUUUCGUUAGCCAGAGUGUCUCUUCUGAUUGCUCAUUGUUGACAGCUCUGUCAUCAUUUGGUUCUACGCAUUGCAUCGUAAGGACAUCUGGCAGGUUAGAAAAAACUGAGAUCACGUUGUUCUGGAUAUAAUUCGACAAGAUAGAGAGGCAAAAGAUAGAAGUCAUUGUAGUGUAUGGUGUCGAUAAAAUUACAACCGAGUAAACUGGGAAAGUUAUUCCUCCUUUUCAACGAGCAGAGGUACUGCAGUUAUGUGUGUGUCGGCCAUUAGUGACAGCUGAUCAACCGGGGUCGGCGAAAAACUAUUUAGAAAAUAAGCAAAGCGCAGUUAGCAGCAGUAGAAAGAGGUUGGCUGUUAACUUGGAAGUGGUUGGGGGGGCUCCACUUGGGGAUUAAUGAAGGUGACUCACACUGUUGGCACUGCUUACUGUGCAGCAGUGUAAGGUAACAACGUGACGGAAGAAGGGAAGAUGAUACCAGCAAGCAAGCAAAGAUCAACAAUCAGACCUGGAAAGACCUUUAAAAUUCUACAUUUUUCUUGCUUAAUAGCUGCGCACAAACAUCAGAAAUAGUGCCGCUGGGAGAAACUCGCAAAAUGCAGUGACCCAGAGUGUGAAGUGUGUGAAAUGAUCAGCUUAAUUUGGCCCUGACAUUGUGAAACCCAGGUCUAACGCUGUAGAGGAAAGGUAGAUAUGGGAACAGCAUCAACAUGAUGAAAAGUGUCAUAAAAUCUCACCUUAGUGUUCCUUUUUUGUUAGACUAUCGUCUUACCAGUCACAGUAGAGGUAUGUAGGUGCUGCUAUCAGGCUCAAUCCAUCCGAUGCAUAUGUUUCCUUCCCCCCCUCUGCCCCGUCCUUCAGAUGUACUUCUGUGCUGUCAGAUCACCAAGUGGCUGUUUGCAUGUUAUAAGCAAAGGAAACAGAUACUAUAUAAAUACUAUAUAUACAUAGAUAUGUUUUUCCACUGGGAAAUGCGUAUUGGAUUAAAUAUACCUCUGAUACACAUUCUCAAAGACAAUACACAUUGAAAGACCCACACUCAUCCACACACAUACAUACAUAUACUCUAUUGCGAACAGUAACUUGUGGAAAAACCUUAAAAGAAUCACAUUUUUUAUCCUGUUGAAAUUGAAUUUAAUCUUCUAGAUAUACAUAAUGCUAUUGUGUUAUGCUAUGAAAUGCUUUUUUUCUCCCCCCUGUUUUUACCCGUUAUGAUUUUCAUAGAUGCAGAAAAAAAAAACAGUCCUUAAAGUUGUGUUAAGCUUCGAAAUGAUGAAUCAAACAAACACGAUUGUGAAAUCAAAUCAUUUGCUCACCCUUCAUAUCUAUCCCUCGAACAGUAGAGAAAAAUAAAGAAGAAAAAAAAAAGAUAAAACGAAGAAAAAAAAAUUCAAAAUGUGUGGAAAAUGGUCUAAAAAAUAAAAGUUGAUGUAUUCUCUGCUUGUGUAUAGUGAAUGUUCCUCGGUCACUGGGUGUGGCAGCGAGUGGCACAUACCAGUGGACUGUGACAGUGCAGAUCUGUUAAUAACUUUUUUGUACACCUGCUUCAUCAUUGUAAAGGUGAUAAUAGUGAUUCUUAUGAUUUCAUCAAUCUGGUAAUGUGUUUUGUUAAUAAGUCACAAAUAAAGUUUUUCUUAAAUAUCUUAA
Larimichthys crocea (large yellow croaker) is the source of this 7225-nucleotide messenger RNA. RefSeq names its product protocadherin alpha-C2-like. The coding region runs from base 310 to 3309 and encodes 999 amino acids. The record is from RefSeq and is a predicted model, not a curated record. Lineage: Eukaryota; Metazoa; Chordata; Actinopteri; Sciaenidae. Gene Ontology annotation, biological process: homophilic cell-cell adhesion. Gene Ontology annotation, cellular component: plasma membrane. Gene Ontology annotation, molecular function: calcium ion binding. The transcript is spliced from 4 exons.